ACGAUGUAAGAAACGAUAACAAAAUUGCGUUCUGAGCAAGGAUUUGAUCAUUUUGAGUCAAGAUCCGAUUCAUCAAAUUGAUUUUCUCACUCAAUAAACGGUUGCUAUUUUCAUUGUUAUCAACAACUUGUAAACAAUAUGAGUCAUCACCCACGGCUAGAUCUGAAGCUGGAGUUUGAGCUGAUUUGACCAUAUCUUCAGUUAAUGAGCUCGUUUCUCCUCUAAUUUCAUUUAACAACAAUAAUUCGACCAUUUCGUUUUUCUUAAAUGAAUUAGGCACACGUAUAUUCAAAGCUUUCAAUUUAUUUGUUAAUGUGGGCUUCAAUUCCUUUUCUAAUUCACUUCGACGAGAUUGAAUGUCCAUUCUGUGAGUUGUUCUAAUUAUUAUGAAAGAUCAAUUAUAAAAUCUAGAACAACGAGAUCGGUAGCAAAGCACUCCCCAACCUCUCUCUUAUAUAAUAAUAAUUUUAGACUUUCUCGAUAUCUACUUUCCUGUUUUUCGACAACUUCCAAAACAAAGUCAAAUACUUUCUUUUCUAUAAGGAUAAAUUGAUAGAUGUAGAAUGAUUUUCUUUUGCUUUUUUAUAGGACAAUAAGAAUAAGGUCGUUUAUCCAUUUUCUACUGACAGCUCUUUAAAUUAAUUUUUAGACAACGUCAAGUUCAAUAGCAGAAUUGCAAUCAACACAGCAAUUCGAUUCGAAAACUAUCAUCAAUCAUCAACAUUUGGUAAAAUAAAGUCAGUUUUUUGAGGAUAGUUUAUCGUGAGAUGAAUAAGAAUAUAAAAAGGUAUUUAAAACAAGUGUGAAAAUGUAUAUCCUCUUUGAUUUUGUAUAAAAGCACGGUUUGACAGAUAUGUAGUUAGGAUGUUGGCCUAGAUUGCUUGAGGUUAGGAACACUUAGAAAGAAAAAGUCAGUAGAAGUAUUUCAGGAGCGAUUAGUUGUUGGGUAAGUAGUUGCCAAGAAAGUACUGCACAUAGCCUUUUUGUUGAUAUGCAGCUUUCUUCAUAUGCUUAGUAAGAAAUUGAUUCACUAAUCGGUAUUUUCUUGUUUUUGUCGUUUGUGUUUUAAUAGGACUUCAUUUGAAAAUGUUGUCAUCACAAUAGGAGGACACUCUUGUCAUACAUUGUUUAGUGGAUAAAGCUGAAAAGCUGGGUCGUUUUCUUGGAUGGAAAGAGUGUUAUAGUCUUCUCAGUCAUUGUGAUUAUGAACUGGUAGAAGAACGUCUUCAUUCAAUUCAUGAAUUGUUGCUAUCAGCAACAACAAUUAAAAAAAAUGAACAGUCUAAUGAAGGAAUUUUUGAUGGACCACGCGUUGGUAUAUUUAAUUCAAAAACGGGAAUGGUGUCGACGUCUGCAUAUAAUGAUGAUGAUGAUGAAUCUGAAAAUGAAGCAAUUUCAAUAAGUGAACUAGGAAUGGACAUGGAAGCUGAUAAAGAAAAUGCUAAUACAACACCAGAACAAAAUCAUGAUGUUACAUUGGAUAAUUCAUCAUCAUUAAAUGAAAUCGUUUUACUACUGUCAUCAGACUCAGCUGCAGCACCGCUACCACCAAUUGCAACAAUACUAACAAAUAAUAUUGGAUUGACAUUUUCACCUAUUAGUCCAGCAUCAUGUAUGUCGCCACCUCUUCAAUUACCAGCAUCAGUCUCUACAUGGAUGAAUCAAUCGUCAUCUCCAGAGAUUGCAUUAAGCACGCCACAGCUGAUAUUUGUUCCAAAAACUGACAAUGACCCAUCAAAUGUAAUUCCUUCAUUAGCACCUAUGCAUGUAUCAACAGCAGCCUCAUCAAGCAUCAAUUCGCCAAACAGUACGACACAACAACAAACAGAAGAACAAAUGGAUGAAACUGUUAGUAUCAAAACAGUCACAACGUCUGCAGUUAGUCCAACAAAUGUCAACGAUGGUAUUGAUGCUAUAUCAAAUACAGUUAAAACAAAACGUAAAUGA
Molecule: messenger RNA, 1947 nt
Organism: Didymodactylos carnosus
Lineage: Eukaryota; Metazoa; Rotifera; Eurotatoria; Philodinida; Philodinidae
Source: the annotation of a GenBank genome assembly